AUUUUAUUUUUUGUUGCUUCCUUUGCUUCCUGAGUGCUUUUCAACUCACGCUUGCGCUUGCAACAUCUAGACCAACGAGGCAGACUGGUGGUGGAAACCAUUCGAGUUUCUUGACCCAACCGGAGAAUAAGUUUCUUCCGCCCUUUUUUAGCUUCCUAUUAGCCUAGACGGCGUUUGAAGCGACGAGCAGACAUCUUCCAAACUGCUGGAGAGCUAGCUUCCACAGCUCGCUCAGCAUUAUCGAUCGGGGUUCCACGCUUCACUACUUCAUACGGAUGACGAUGAAAAGAGUUGUCAGGAAUUCCUCGAAAAGUGUUUUUGAGUUAUGUGGUCGGUCAAGGAAGAAGGAAGAAUCCAAAAAGUUUCAGAGCAAAAAAAAAAAAGAAGAAGAAGAAGAAGAAGAAGAAGAAGAAGAAGAAAGGAAAAUAAACGAUGCCGUUUUUCCCGCAAGCGAAUUGGGAGCUUGUUGGCCCCGAGGUUUCUUUCUGCUCCUAGCGUUUCUUUUCUUUUCCCAAGCACCAGCAGUCUGCGCCAGUCACAUCCCAUCCUGAAUAAUAAUAAUCAAUGGAAUGGAGUUCCUCCACCCUCACGAGCAGCGUUCAGCACUAAUCCUAAUCAACACUGAUAUCUCCUUUUUAAGUUGAGCUACUCCAUCACUCUUACGAACAGGAUUCUGAGGCUGGCCGCUGUGACCAGUGAGCCGCAGCGUGAUACGAGAUUUCGGGUUUCACUCAAAUGACGAUGCUCGAUUUAUCCCAAAUGGUUUCUCCACAACUCGGAAGAAGCGAGUUCUGUGCAGUCAGAGCCCCGGCCAUCAGAGAACAACCAUGGAGCUGCUUCUGGGACCUCGUAAGAGCGCAGAAUGCCUGACUCGUCGAAAAGCAUUUUCGAUCCAAUCAAGCCAGAUUUGCAGGUCGCUUGUGGAGUCUAUGAGAACUCAAUACGAGCCGCACCUUGAGCCUCACUAUUAUUAUUAUAAUGAUUCUGCUGAGGAUGAGAAAAGGGGUUUGCUCUUCACGCGCCGUGGCGUGCGAGAGGGCUUGCGAAGUGUGCUUGUGAAAGCAUAUAUAUAUAACUAGAGCAAAGUCUCUUUCUUUCCUCUAGUUAGCGAACGAUUCCACUUCCAUCACAUCUUUGAUCAACUGACCCCUCGUCCUUCAUUCUUUUAAAUCGAACUUGCUCGCUGUUCUUUUUAUAUCCUUCACUUCAAUAAAGAUAGUUACCCCAUCAUUUUACGCUCAUAUAACUACACUUUUUUUUUCUUUUUUUAAUUUCCAUAAACCUUUCGCGUUAAUAUACCUCCAACAAUAUGUCUGGCCCCGAAACAACUGGCAGCUCUAACUGGGGAAGCUCGCUCUGGGACUGCUUCAACCCCAUUGAUACAUGUUUAAUGGGAUGGUGCUGUCCAUGCGUCCUCUUCGGCAAGACCCAGGCUCGCCUGGAUGACCCCAGCCUGGCCAACUUCAGCCCAAUCAACGAUAAUUGUCUUAUCUUUUGCGGCAUGAACUGCUUCGCCGUCGCAUGGCUCCUCCUUGUAAAGAGGCGCACCGAGCUGCGCGAGAAGUACGGCAUCACCCAAACCCAUCUGGAGAAGUUCCUGAAAUGGGAACCUGGCACCAUCAAGGCCAAGCACAACUAUGAAGAGUCCCUGGUCCAGGACUGCCUUGCCUCCUUUUUCUGUCCUUGCUGCGUUGUUGUCCAGCAGGAGAAAGAGGUGCUUGCUCGACAGGCUGCUGGGCAGACUGGUUAUCAGAAGCCCCAAGCUAUGGCUUACCCUCCAGCCUAGGCGAUGGGGAUGCUACGGUAAGGGGGAAAGUUGAUACACCAUGGGUGAGGAAAUGGGUGUUAUGAGAAAUAAUGGAUAUUAUUUGAUCAAACAAAUUAAAUUUCAUACGGGUUAUUGGGGCUGGUUGGAUAUAAGCGGACUUGAUGCAAAUUUUGUCGAUUUCCCGCGCAUUCUCUCUCUCAUUUCAUAUUUUCCCUUUGUUAUAACUUUUUGUCACUAGAAUAAUACCCUGCUAAAAAGUGUUCACUUCAAUUAGAUUCCUUUCAUUUUUAUUUUUAUUUAUAUUUAUUUUAUUUUUUUGUUAGAAUUCCCGCUUCAAAUCCCCCCUAACAAGAAGAUCAACCGAGGAACAGGUCGGAUUUUCUCAAAAAACCCUCCCCCCCUUUUUAUUAUUUUAUAUAUUCACCUCUCACCCCCUGUCAUUUCCACACAACAAGCAAAAGCUAAGAAAAGAGCCUCACACGACAGUUAACUACUAACUUUUUGUCCCCGCCCAAAAUCCUUGUCCCGUCAGCCUGCUAGUCCGUAGUUACAGUCUCUUUCAGAGCCCCAGUCUAGUCUGCUAGCUCGCUCA
Messenger RNA from Blastomyces dermatitidis ER-3, 2360 nucleotides. RefSeq lists its product as uncharacterized. The coding region runs from base 1310 to 1786 and encodes 158 amino acids. The record is from RefSeq and is a predicted model, not a curated record. The transcript is spliced from 3 exons. NCBI's taxonomy places the organism in Eukaryota, Fungi, Ascomycota, Eurotiomycetes, Onygenales, Ajellomycetaceae.